AUGUUCCACAGGCAUUCUCGCAAUAAACUGGGCAGUUCUCCCAUUCCAAAAGACGCCCUGCCCCGCCAACCGAAACUGGGGUCUGCGUCGCCCAACCCCAUGAAUGCAAUGCCCCGUCAAAACACAAAUCAGCCGCCCGUAGACCCGCGGCGGAUCAUCGUAGAUCACAUCAUCAAAGACUGCUACUCCAAGUACGAAACUAUCAACGGCGAGCGGGUUCCCGAAAUCAAAUAUAACACCCACUUAAAUGCGCGCGAGUAUUCGCAAUAUCCGCAGCGGCCUCCUCCAGAUGGCUUGUCUCCGGCCCAGAUCGGCCAGGUGAAGAGUCGUAUUCUUGUAGUGUGCACCAAGCAUUCAGGCAGAGUUCUUCUACAGAAGGGUAAAUACAACGAUGAUAAGCGCAUUUACCAGAUUGGCCGCACGUGGGACCUAGAGGAGCUUAAAUGCAUCAAUAGAUUGGGGCCCGACUCCUUGAUCUUGCUGUUGAACAAGGACUACUACUGGCGUUCUGGUGAGGGCCGUGAACGUAUGCAUACUUUUAUUCAUCAUUUGGUGCUCAUAUACCACAAAUUCACUGGGCGGUAUCCCGAACUUCGCGGGAUCACGUUGGCCGAACUCGGUAUGGGCGGUAGCCUGAAGAGCCCGCCGAAACAAUCUGUAGAACAUAGGCCUCCUCCUCCACCUCCGCAGCCAAAGGUCCGGGACCAGGCUGCGAUCUAUCGCGACUUGGAUUUCACAGCCAACGGCAAACUCCCGAUGAAGCCAAUGCAGGUAAUGGACGUUGACCGUCCACUGAAGACUGCAGCUCAGGCAGUCGUAGCCCAACAUGAAAUCACCACCAUAAGCUCGCCAAACCGCAGCAAGUUUCUACAGGAUGCUUUUUUCAACUCGCCCUCUGCUGAAACUCGCGAGCUGCAACAACAAUCGCUGGUACCCGUGGUAGCAGCUGCCACGGCUGCAACUACCGCUGCUGCAACUGCCGCUGCUUUGGGUACUGCGGCCGUCAUUUCAAAAUCCGCGCAGCCACCAUCGAGCCAAACGAUGCCAAAAGUUAGAUCUUCCGAGUCAGCGUCGGCUAUUCCAUUCCCAAAAGCAAGAUCCAAACCUUCUUCCCCGGAACGUCCUAUGGCCAAGGCAAUAACGGUUGAGACUACACAAGAGACCUCUACUUCUGCUACAGGAGCUGAUGGAUCUGAAACAGAUCUUACGUUUACGCGAAACAAGUCAAUCGGGCCAACUCCAAACCUUGCUCAUUCUCCUUCGAAGUCAGUCAACCCUCUUGAGAGACAGUUGACUCAAGAGAAUGCCAUAGAGAGGCGUGGUAUCCUGCUGCCACUUAGAAAAUCCACUACCAUAGAAGACUACCAAGCAGAAGAAGCAACACUUCUGGAUGCAUCCUCGGGUGAGAAGCCUCUUGCUAAUUUGAGGCUGGGCCGCGAGUCAAUGAGAAGUUCAAGGCCUCCGAGCACAAUUAAUGAUUCUGCUAUUGAUUCAUCGAUUAGAGAGAUUGAGGAUUUUAUGGACUCACAAUUUGGCUCUCAAAGGAAAUUUGAACCCGGUCACAGAAAGAAUGUGCUGCUGCAAUUCCGGGCGGAGGAUUUUGAAGAUGCUGCAAGCAGCUUCUCGGCCGGAUCUAGCUUGAUGGAGAAGGCUGCUACUCCUGUUUCAGAAGUCGAAUCUGUAUCAGCUUCAUCAUACAAGUUACAAACUGAUCCUGAAGUUGACGAGCUACUUGAUGAGAUUGGCUGGAAGGUGACCGAAAGCAGUGAAGUGCUCUCUAACCAAUUGACAAAAGAGCUCUCACGAAUGAAACGUAAGAAUGUGGCAGAGCUCAUUAACAUGGAUUACGGAAAAGACAAGUUAUCGAAUGAAGGAAAAGUUUCUGCGGAUGAAGUUUCAAAUUUGAUCUAUGUUUUCAAAAAGAUGGAGGUCGGCUUUCAAAAAAUUGCUCCUCAAAUAAGUGACUUAGAAAGAAAUUCAAAGGGAUUGCAAGUUGAGGCUGUCAAUAACAAAAUUCUCUUUAACGACCUUAAUGAGAUUUUGAACAAGGUCAAAGUCAAUACCUCAGAUCUACAGCUUGUUUCAAAUUACAAUGACUUUGAUGAUUUGUCUCAAAUUCCUCUUCUUGAAUUGAAACUAGUCGCUUUAUUCGAUGCUUUGAGAGCCAUCGCACCUAAAGACUCUGGUGAUGGCCUUGGCCAAAUGAAAGCAUUGAAGCAAUAUCAAGAAAGGUAUGAAAUGGUCUCGUCCUCGUUCAUUUCAAGAUUUGCGGCUUUCAUUCAUGAAAAAUUUUCUGCUUGCAUCGCCCUUCUCAGCAAGGACAUCGACAACCUUUUCCCUCGCACGAUACUCACUUCUCUCUCGGAAUUGACUUACUACAUCGGAGUCGGUUUUUUUGUCAAGAAUAUUUCUGAGACAGAUGCUCAAACCCUAAAUGACAAUUUCAACCUGCUUCUCAUUGACUUUUUGUCCAAAUAUUUCGUGUCGCGACUUAAACUUGCAAAGGAUAGUCAGAAGUCAAAGGCGUCGAACAGAUUGUCGCAGGGAUUCGAGUCCAUUGAUGGCCUUGGAAAGAGAAGAUCUUCUCGUUUCGGUUCCACCAGGUUGAUCUCACGAUUAUCUACUGGAACAGAGGAGCAGGUGAAAACUAAGGCCCCACCUGUUGUGGAACUGGGCAAAGAGACAACUUACGACCCUCGUACAAUCAUGCGCAUGGUACAAGAGAAUCGUGAGUUAAUUUUGGUGUUGCAAUUUUUCUGCUGCAACUUCUUUCAUUCAAAUUUCACCGACGAGUUUUCGGAGUUUAUUAAGAGCAAUACCUUCGAUGAUCGAGUGGCAUACUUCAAAUCUCCUGAUGUAUACCUGAUUGACUACAAGAUCAACUCCAAUGAAUUACUUCAGAACAUGACCGCUGUGUUUGGAAGUUACAUAAACAAGUUUGUCAAGACAUUUACGCCAGCCGAUUUGCAGGUGCCUCAGUUAUUGAUUGAACUUUAUAAAUUAUUGUCAGACGCAAGGGCUCAGUAUCAGGACUUUGUGGCAUACAGUUUCUUGAGAAAAUUGAUUGAUCGUUAUAAGAACAUCUGGCUCAAAUUCGUGGCCAACAAUGUUUCUGUUUUACAGAAUUCGGAUAUUAGGGCCAAGAGCCUGCUCUUGCCUGGAGUCAAAAACUUGAAUGUGAUCAUUUUAACCACAGAAACCACGCUACAGGAUAAUAAUGUGGACGCAGAGGAUGAAAAUACCAGUGAAGUGUUGCAGAUGAUCAGCGACUCCUACAGACAAUUGACCGAUGCCAUUGUUGAUCUUUUUGGACGGGAGGAUCCAUUGCUCAAGUACAAUUCUCACGACGAAAAGGAGAGAGCCCAUCGGAAUGUUGCAAUCCUUCAAAACUUAUUCUCGGUGUUGCAGCAAUUGGAGGGGUUCAAUAGUACCCCAACCACUCUUGCCAUGCGUGAGAGUUUGGAUCCGGUGUUCCAGAGGGUACAGAACGAGUACAUCAAGUAUUUGCUUCAUCGUUUCUUUGGCAAAAUGUUGGAUUUUGUGACCACCAAUACUGAAGCCGACGUCAAUGCAAAGAAAAAAGAUAGCAAGAUUCUCAUCAAAGCUCUAGCAUCUUCCCAUUCCCAGAAGGAGAUGACCGCCAAGGUGUCCGAAAUACACCAUAAACUCGAAAGACACUUCCUCACCUCCAACACCGUCUCAGAGCACGAUCUCUUAGCAUUGAUGUGGAAGAGCACCGAGAGCCAGGUAGUAGAGUUAUUCCUGAAAUUUUUGGGCUAUGCCAGAGCCAUUGACAGGGAUGUCGAUGAAUGUGUAACGGUUCCUGCUAUACGAAACCUAUUCAAGAGCACCCGAUGA
This is a messenger RNA of Australozyma saopauloensis, 3858 nucleotides long. It is a transcript of the gene SEC3, whose product is annotated as GTP-Rho binding exocyst subunit. Gene Ontology annotation, cellular component: plasma membrane; exocyst. Lineage: Eukaryota; Fungi; Ascomycota; Pichiomycetes; Serinales; Metschnikowiaceae. The coding region runs from base 1 to 3858 and encodes 1285 amino acids. The transcript has a single exon. Gene Ontology annotation, molecular function: phosphatidylinositol-4,5-bisphosphate binding. The record is from RefSeq and is a predicted model, not a curated record. Gene Ontology annotation, biological process: exocytosis; Golgi to plasma membrane transport.